Loa loa (African eye worm) is the source of this 684-nucleotide messenger RNA. RefSeq lists its product as hypothetical. The record is from RefSeq and is a predicted model, not a curated record. The transcript is spliced from 3 exons. The coding region runs from base 1 to 684 and encodes 227 amino acids. NCBI's taxonomy places the organism in Eukaryota, Metazoa, Nematoda, Chromadorea, Rhabditida, Onchocercidae.
AUGGGUGAACGUUUUCCACGCGGGACGCUAUUAAGGACACACAUGAACUUUGAAGAAUUGACGAAUGAUGUCUGUCAAAACAAGCGCCAAUCAAAACAAGCUCCGAUUCGUCCUGACCACUUGUAUCCUCAAAAUGCUGCCGGUUCGAAGAAGCGAGUUAUUGUGAACUUAUCGGCACCACCAGAUCUAAAUAUGCGUGUCGUCAAAGACAAGGGCUAUGCUGACUUGAAGCGCAAAAGACUGAAGUUCCGGAUGAGCGAACAGGUAAAAUGCUUCAUCACUCAUACAACAGUUGCGCCCGGGAAUAUCAGAACGAUUGACAAAUUGGUUCCCAACACUGCAUUCCGUCGUCACUUCUAUGCUUAUGAUGAGCAAGAUAUUUACGCCAAUGAACCGGAACUCUCUUGCGCAGUUUGCCGCGCAAAGGUAUUGAAAAAAUUCCUGGAACUCCAUGCGUGGAUGCAUCUUUCGUGGGUGGUUCAGGUAGGCGAUCGGCAUCCUUUCCAGUGUACACGCUGUGAAUUUGCUGCCUUCCGCAUUCCAGAUGUCUUAUGCCAUACCAAAGAGAUACACGGUAAUGUGGACGCAAAUCUGUUCAUCCCAACUGUACCACACGAAAUUUUGCAAUUUUUUUUAAAAAAAGUUCUGGAAUGCUUUCCACCUAUGAAUUAUUCUAAUGUAUAA